UAAAUGUGACGUCACUUGUCUCACUGAGCUCCAACACUUUCACUUUCAUUUAUCAGGAAGAAGAAACGUUCAAAGCGUAAAGCCAGGACAAGGAAGAAGACUGUCAAAAUGUCAGGCACUGACGAAGAGGUGCCAAUGGAAAUUUGUACUGAGGGGAAUGGAAUACAGCCUCCAACAUCUCAUGAUAAGUCUGCUAAGAACAAAGAUGGAGUUCAAGUCAUUCUCUCAGUGGAAUGGUCAGAGGGUGCUCAACCACAGAAACGUGAAAUACAACUGACCAAAGUUCUUCAGACUUGGGCCAACAAAAGCAAAUACAAAGGAGAGGUCACAGUUUUAAAUGUUUCAGAAGGUGGGAGAGCUUUGAUAAGGAUUGAACCCGCUUCAGCCGUGAGUGAGCUUCAGGAACUGAGUGGACAAAUACUGACCGGGAAAGAUGGGACAACAGUCAAAAUAAUGUCUGUUAGUCUGACACCACCAAAGACACAAAAACCAGAGGAUGCUUCAAUGAACCUUCCUCUUUCAUACAUGUCCGGGCCACAAGAUAAACAAGUGCAACUGGUGGAACAAAGUAGUCCUAGCAGUUCAGCAGCAGUUUCUACAGCAGGAGAUGAGACACGUUCUGUCCCAGUGGGCCAUUUCUGGUAUUUGAGUCACAUCUACAAGGAGGAACUUGAACGUAUCGAGAAAGAGAAUGGAGUUCAAAUGGUGGCAGAAGUGAAUGUGACAUUUAAAGCAAUCCAGAAAGAUGGAGGCCCAACAAACGCUUUGUCUGAGUUCAUUACCCUUGUCCAGAAGUGCUUAGGUGAAUCCGAUGGCUCAAGUAUUCCUCUCAAAUACGUAGAUUCAGAAGAGUGGAAGGACACACUGAAUAUCAUCCAAAGAAAGGAGACUAAGCUUCUGCUUACUCUAUCCUCUGAAGAAAUGACCGUAUGUGGACCAAGACAAAGUCAAGAUGCCGUCAUUAAGUCCUUAAAUGCAACACAGAAAAUCUUAACAAAUACCAGCACUUCUGCUGGAGAGUCUACAUGGGCGUCUCAAGACACAUCACUGAACAUUGGCAUGAGCAUAAAAGACCCUCUUGUCAAUGAUGGGCUAACCAUGGAGGAGGGCUACUGGAGGCUGAUGACUACUUCCUUCAAUGAGCAAGUAGCUAAGAUCAAAGCUAAGUUUGGUGUGGACUUUAAGGAAUCAGGCAUCGGUCAAGGCAAAGUAGAAGUCAAACCUUGCUACAAAAGAUCUGGAGGAAACGCGUCAAUGGAGAGCCACGCUGUCAGAGCUCUUCUUCAUCUGUACCAGAAGAUUGCCACAUCACCCGUGAGCUUCACCCAACACCUUAGUGCCACUGGGUUCAAUGGCUCACCGAAGAACUUGGACAAUGUUUAUCGGCCAGAGGGGGCCUCCAGUGGACCUGUGUUGAAUGGCCAAUCAGGAUACAGCAUGUGCAACACUGAAACACCCAAAGGAGAGGGAGCAACAGCAGGAGACAAUAAAGAUGAGAGAUGUCCUAUAUGCAUGGAUAUGUUUACCAAUAAGAAACAGCUCAAGUGUAAACAUGAAUUUUGUGAGGAAUGCCUGGCGCAGUCAAAGAAAAGCAUGGGACCCAUCUGUCCUGUAUGCAAAGAUGUCUUUGGUUUGAUGGAGGGAGACCAGCCAGAUGGAAGUAUGUCAUGGCAUUCAAUAACCUCAUCCCUCCCUGGAUUCUCAAACUGCGCCAUUAUAGCCAUCACCUAUACUAUUCCAAGUGGAAAACAGACGGAAAAGCAUCCAAAUCCUGGAAAGUUCUAUUCUGGUAUUAGCAGAACAGCAUAUUUGCCAGACAACAAAGAGGGCAGAGAAGUGCUGCACCUGUUAAAGAGAGCGUUUGACCAGAAGCUCAUUUUCACUGUUGGGAUGUCCAGAACGACUGGGUUUGAGGACCAGGUGACCUGGAACGAUAUUCACCACAAAACCUCAACGUCAGGAGGACCAGCGAAUUUUGGGUAUCCUGACCCCGGCUACCUGAGCAGAGUCAGGGAGGAGCUGAAGGCUAAAGGCAUCAAGUGAAGACUUUGAUACAAAGUGAGGAGAGUUGCUUUCACCAAAAAAAAUUAAGAUGAUUAUUUAAAACAAGCAAUUACUGGAAUGCACAUACUAUUGUAUUGUAUGCUGUCUCUCUUCUUCUCUUGUAAUUUUUCAUAUUAUCAGUAAGGGUUGCUUUGAGGUGCACUGGACAGCAUUUACAGCUUUAGAGUUUAUCGUUUAGUAACAUGUAUUAUCUUCACAUAUUAAGCAUAAUUUUCUUUGAUAAAGGAUUUCCUCCAUUUUGUGUUGAUUUGAUAGUUUUUCAAUUUAUAACAGUAUAAGAAUGAAAUAUCCAUAUAUAAAUGUAACUGUAUUUUAUGUCUACAGUACACACCUGAUUUACUGUUUGCCUAAUAAAUAAACUAAACAAACCCA
This is a messenger RNA of Siniperca chuatsi (mandarin fish), 2436 nucleotides long. RefSeq names its product E3 ubiquitin-protein ligase DTX3L-like. The record is from RefSeq and is a predicted model, not a curated record. Lineage: Eukaryota; Metazoa; Chordata; Actinopteri; Centrarchiformes; Sinipercidae. The transcript is spliced from 8 exons. Gene Ontology annotation, biological process: Notch signaling pathway; protein ubiquitination. Bases 109 to 2043 code for a protein of 644 amino acids.